Messenger RNA from Microsporum canis CBS 113480, 907 nucleotides. RefSeq lists its product as hypothetical. The transcript is spliced from 2 exons. Gene Ontology annotation, cellular component: eukaryotic translation initiation factor 3 complex; cytoplasm. Gene Ontology annotation, molecular function: translation initiation factor activity; ribosome binding. Gene Ontology annotation, biological process: regulation of translational initiation. The record is from RefSeq and is a predicted model, not a curated record. Lineage: Eukaryota; Fungi; Ascomycota; Eurotiomycetes; Onygenales; Arthrodermataceae. Bases 119 to 907 code for a protein of 262 amino acids.
CCUUGUGGUGGACUCCUUACAUCUGACUUUAUACCCGUUUUUAGUUCUACCCCGUUAGCGAAGAGGGACACAGAACUGCACACUUCUUGUGGGAUAAUAUAAUAGUUAAAUCUUCACAAUGUCGACGUCGUUUGAUAAAUGCAAGACGCGGCCGCCGCACAUGGACGCUAUUUUAAAUGGACUCGACAGAUAUAACCCCGAGACAACGACUGUUUUCCAAGAUUACAUUGUACAGCAGUGCGAGGACAGGACGUUUGACUGCUAUGCCAAUCUAGCGUUAUUGAAACUUUACCAAUUUAACCCACACCUCCUCAACAUCGAAACCACAACCAAUAUCCUAGUCAAGGCCCUCACGGUCUUCCCCUCCCCCGCCUUCUCUCUCUCCCUCGCCCUCCUCCCAGCAUACACUCAGCCGUUCAGCUCUUCUGCCCCCGCCCAAGGCCCAUCCUCCACCCUCCCCAUCCAAACAGCAGAUUUCGUCGAGUCAGUCCAGAAACUCGCUCGUCUCUCUACACUGCUUGAAUCAGCCCAAUAUUCCCUCUUCUGGUCCACCCUAAACUCAGAUGAUCUCUACGCGGACCUAACUGCCGAUGUUGCGGGUUUCGAAGAGCUGAUUCGUGUACGUAUCGCGGUAGAAGUUGGAAAAGCCUUCCGUGAAAUUAGUGCGGAGAUGUUGAUGGAUUGGCUAGAUGUUAAGGGGUUGGAUACUUUGGAGAAAUUCGCUGUAGAUGUAUGUGGGUGGGAAGUUGAUAAGAGCGGUGCCUCAGGGCCCGGUGAUGCGAAGAACGUUAUUGUUAGGGUCCCGAGGAAUAAGGAGAACGAGGCUCGAGGAGAGGUUAAGGGUGAGAAGGUCGGGAUUGAGAUGUUUGGAAGAGUUAUUAGGAGGGGCUUUGAGCAGCCCGCUUGA